Messenger RNA from Raphanus sativus (radish), 791 nucleotides. RefSeq lists its product as uncharacterized. Gene Ontology annotation, biological process: proteolysis. Lineage: Eukaryota; Viridiplantae; Streptophyta; Magnoliopsida; Brassicales; Brassicaceae. The coding region runs from base 73 to 732 and encodes 219 amino acids. The record is from RefSeq and is a predicted model, not a curated record. The transcript has 4 exons. Gene Ontology annotation, cellular component: cytosol. Gene Ontology annotation, molecular function: pyroglutamyl-peptidase activity.
UCAUCUUUGAUUUGUCAAUAAAAUCGAAUUUCAUCAUUGAUUUUGUUUAUAUUUUUUCAGAGGUUGGAGGAGAUGGGUUCUGAAGGACCAAAAGCGAUUACUAUUCACGUGACUGGUUUUAAGAAGUUUCUUGGUGUUUCUGGGAAACCAACUGAGAAAAUAGUCAAUAAUCUGAACUCGUAUGUGGAGAAACGAGGGUUGCCUUGUGGGUUGAGUCUUGGUAGCUGCACUGUUCUUGAGACUUCUGGUGAAGGUGCAAAGUCUCAGCUUUAUCAGGUUUUGGAGUCCAGUGUUGUUGUCUCUGGUGAUAACAACGCCACCAAUGGAACUCUUGUUUGGCUUCAUCUUGGAGUGAACAGCGGAGCCACAAAGUUCGCCAUUGAAAGACAAGCAGUCAACGAAGCUCAUUUCCGUUGUCCUGAUCAGUUAGGCUGGCAACCACAGCGGCUUCCUAUAGUUGCUGAAGAUGGAAGCAUUUUAAAGGCCAAAGAGACUUCAUGCUCGACAGAGUCUAUUUUCAAGUCACUGAAGAGUAAAGGAUUCCAUGUCGUUCAAUCAGACGACGCUGGACGGUUCGUGUGCAACUAUGUUUACUAUCACUCUCUCAGGUUCGCAGAGCAAAAGGGACAUAAGUCACUGUUUGUUCACGUUCCUUUGUUCUCCAAAAUCGAUGAAGACACUCAGAUGCAGUUCGUGGUCUCUCUCUUGGAAGCAAUUGCAGCUACUUGCUAGUUUAUAUGUAAGUACUAUGUUUGUAUAUCCUUACAAAGCAUUGUAGCUUGUGAUAAAAA